CUUCCUCCCCUUCUCCCAAUCGGCCAUGUUUAAUUUGACUCAUUCAUGAAAAGUUAUGUAAACACAACAGUAAAGCAAUGAUCGCGGAGGCGACAUAGUUGACGAUGCUAGAUUAAGUGAUCUGCGUUGUGAUCUUCCGUCUGGAUGAACCGCGUUGUUUGUACAGAGCGAUCAUUUGUACGAGCAUUUAUCAACAGCUGAGGAAAUAAACGAAUAGCGCGUGAACUGCGGGCAACGGCAGGAAACCAUGAGGAAAAAGCAGAAUGUAAAAAACAGGAAAGCAGAAGAGACGACAGUUGUUCAAGAGUUUGCAGUGGAAAAAAUCAUCCGCAGACGAGUCAACAAUGGAAAGGUUGAAUAUUAUCUGAAGUGGAAAGGAUUUACAGAUGCAGAGAAUACCUGGGAGCCAGAGGAUAACCUGGAUUGUCCUGAGCUGAUAGAAGAGUAUCUCAGAAACCUAACAGUCUUGGGACAGGAAACAGAACAAGAGGAGUGUCAAUCUUUAGAACACAAGGUUCAGCCUAAGGAAGAGUUAUCAGAGUUGGCUACUGAUAUGGCUCACCAGCAGCCUCAGGAGGAGCUCGUUGAAAGGACUAAUGAGGAGGUUGAAGAACACAACGCUGAGAUCCCAGCAGGCCAACCCAGUCACCAUGAGCCAGACUGCAUUAUCGGGUGCACAGACCAACAAGGAGAACUCAUGUUCCUCAUCAAGUGGAAAAACACGGAUGAGGUAGCUUUACUAGCAGCCGUGGAGGCCAGUAAAAGGUGGCCCCAGAUGGUAAUCCGCUUUUACGAGGACAAGCUGACCUGGCAUGGAGACGACGAGCAGUGAAAGAGAAAAUAUGUAGCAGUGGAUACUACUGUACCUCCUGGCAGCUUUAAACAUACACAAACACUGUGGCUUAAGUUUACUGUCCGUUUACUGUACCAUGUAAUGAAAGUGUGCAAAGCCACACUCCAAUGUGAAGCUCUUCCUAACACACUUACCUGUAGAAAUGUGACUGGAGUAUUAGAGCCUACUGUAGUGUUCUGUUUGUACAAAUCCACACAAGUGGUUUAUUAAUCAGUCCGAUGUUGUCGUAUUUCUUGGUCUGUUGUUUGAGAACUCGUUUAUGAUGUUCAUCAUUCUGUCCUCUGUUGUUAUGAUCUGAACUGUGAUUUAACAUAGGAAAUGAUGACAGAUGGUACAGUACCUGUUAGAGAGGAACUGUUUGACUAGUACUCUCUGUGCUGUAAACUCACUGUUAAGCACUUAUGGCCUAUUCACACCAAGAACGACUAUAAUAAUAACAGUUAAUAUAGAGAUUGUUAUUAAUUGUUCAUCUUUGGUUCACACCAAAAAUAUAAUGAUUAUGACAGAUUGUGUUUUUGGAAUCACUUUUAAAAUGGUAUUUAAACAAAAAACAGACAAAUCCAUCUGCUUUAAAGGAACACUUCACAUUUUUUGAAAAUAGGCUCAUUUUACAAUUCCAUGUUGGAAGCACUUUUAGCUUAGCUUAGCAUAGAUCAUUGAAAUGGAUUAGACCAUUACCUUUUCUCUCAAAAAGAGUUAUGAAAAAUUUUCUAUUUAUAGGUUGACUCUUCUUGUUUGAAGACAGAUGGAAAAUGAAAUGUUGCUAUUUUGCAAAAAUCUAAGAACAUUUGGUCUAAUCUGACUCAAUGAUCUAUGCUAAGCUAAGCUAAAAGGCUCCUACCAGACCCGAAGAUCAGGAGAUACAUGUAAUAAUAUAACUUCGCAAUCAGAUUCUGCAAGCAAAAAAUGUAGUUGUUUUUUUUAAAUAAUAACAUAAGACAGAUUAUGUUUUUGAAGUAAUUUUUAAAACAGUAUUUAAACAAUAAACAAUAGCCUAAUCCAUCUGCUUUAAGGGAAUACUUCAAGUACUUUUAGCUUAGCUUAGCAUAGAUCAUUGAAAUGGAUUAGACCAUUAGCUUCUCUGUCAAAAAGAGUUUUGAGAAAAUUUCUAUUAAAGCGUGAAUUUUUUUGUCGGAAGACCAACGGAAAAUGAAAUGUUGCUAUUUUGCAAAAAUCUUAGGACAUUUUUGAGUAGGAUGCUAAUGUUCUAAUCUGAGUCAAUGAUCUAUGCUAAGCUAAAAAUGCUCCUACCAGACCCGGAGAUCGGAAGAUACAUGUAAUAAUAUAACUUAGCAGUCACAUUCUGCUAGCAAAAAAGUUUAUUUUUAUUUUUAUUUUUAAUAAUAACAGAUAAAUACUCAUGGCACUGUGCAGAAAAUGCCACCAAUCAGAGAUGUGAUGCUAAAUCUUUAGCUUUGCUCACUCAUUAAGCACUGUGAAUGACAUUUUUGUGAGUUUUCCUAUGCUCUGAAUAUAUAUUUAAACUCAACUAAUGAAAUGAACAGUUUUCUUGUCCUUAUUAUUUCAUUCAGUUGAGCCAUUUACAAUUUUUCAUGGCAUUGUAACUUUCUUGUUGAAUCCAUUAAGUACACUAUUUCCAAUUUUUAUUAUUGUAAUAUUUUUAUUGUUUAUUAUUUUAAUAUUGUAAUUCACCUCAUUUCUGGUUGGUGUGUUUCAUGUCUUCUAAUGCUUUAACAAAGCCUCUUUUUAAAAAAAAUCCUUAUAGGCAGAAUUACUUUCUGAACCAGCAUUUAUGUGCAUCAUUAUAGUUUUGUUCUUGGUGUAAACAGGUCGUUUUAAAAGUAAUACUGUGAUUAAUCCCUUGAUCUGUGAGCGAGUGUUGUGACUCAUAAAUCAGUAGAUUUGCACAAAACUAAUUCUAGAAUGUAGCCUGUACAAUCACACUUUUUGUGACAUGUUUAUUUUUGGUCAGUUUCACUUUCAUAACAGCAGUAUGAUUGGGCCGUUUACUGUAGGCUUUGAGGUUUUGUGUUGAAGACCUUUGUCUUGCCGUUUCACUCUUCUCAGUUCCUGUUUUCUGUAAAGAUCACUGUAACAUUAAAUCUCUAGGUGCUUUAAAUAAACAUAGAAUUACCUCAGAA
Messenger RNA from Danio aesculapii, 2955 nucleotides. RefSeq names its product chromobox homolog 3b (gene cbx3b). The coding region runs from base 248 to 832 and encodes 194 amino acids. Gene Ontology annotation, biological process: negative regulation of transcription by RNA polymerase II; chromatin organization. The transcript is spliced from 5 exons. The record is from RefSeq and is a predicted model, not a curated record. Gene Ontology annotation, cellular component: nucleus; pericentric heterochromatin. NCBI's taxonomy places the organism in Eukaryota, Metazoa, Chordata, Actinopteri, Cypriniformes, Danionidae. Gene Ontology annotation, molecular function: chromatin binding.